Molecule: messenger RNA, 5164 nt
Organism: Ostrinia furnacalis (Asian corn borer)
Lineage: Eukaryota; Metazoa; Arthropoda; Insecta; Lepidoptera; Crambidae
Product: zinc finger protein 106-like
Exons: 7
Coding region: 186-5054 (1622 amino acids)
Molecular function (GO): RNA binding; protein binding
Source: RefSeq, a predicted model, not a curated record
UUCUUGUGUACGCAUGUCACCUGAAGUGUCAAACAUAAUGGUGGCUGAUAUUUUUGUUAAUUUUAGAUGUUAAUUUCGUGAUUUCUUCCGUAAUUAGUGAGUGUUAGUAGCUAAUAAUAUUGUUAUAAUUAAAUACAUGUUGGCUUUUCCCUGUACCUGUGGAUUAUUAUGAAUUAAACAACAUUAUGAGACGAGGUCAUUCUGGCAUCGGAGGUUGGCGAAAUGAAAAUCCAAGGCAUUUUAGACCCAGGGGGAGCGGUUUCAGACCCUCUAGAGGCUAUGGCCUUAUGGAUACACCCAGGUUCCCGCCACUGGGGCCACGACUUCCCAGAGGGCCGCCUCCUUUCGCCAAUCAACUUAAUGCGCCAGACUUGCGUUCCUCUGACCAUCAUGACAGAAGAAGGGAUAAUCGGCCCGGCAAUCAGUACAGAUUACAAGAUAGGACCCAUCAUCCAAACCAAAGAUCAGUGUUUCCUUUAGUUGAUCGUUUAAGGCAAUCAAGUGAUCAUGUUAACCCAUACCAAGAUCAAAACUAUUAUGAGAAUACUCAACGAGAUCCACACAUCAAUAGCAUGGGUGAUAUUGACGACCGACCCGCAAGCCAGCCCUCAAACCUUGAAUCUUUUAGAGGACGACCAGCCUGGUCACACACUCCUGACAUCCGUAGAUACUUCAUCGAUAACAGGAGUCAGAAUCAGUAUCAUAAAUCAAAUAAACAAUAUGACAAAUUGGACAGUAAUAAACUACCAAUUCUUGAAUAUGAUGGGCAUAGACCACCUUCUUCAGAUCAUUAUGGUGGAAAUUCCAGUUCAUCAAUUGACACCUCAAACAGCUUCAGCCGAUCCAUAGACGAUACUGUUGAUAUUGUGAGAAGGCGGUUACAAAAUCGUAGUGAAUCACAAUCUUCUAGGGACCAAGUUAUUGACCACAAGGAUGAAGAUCUACGAUUACCCUCUACCUCACAAAGCUACCAAAAUCCAUCAGAGCCACAGCCUGUCAAAAAAAGAAUGCAGAGGCAAAGACACAGGAAUGUUGACUCUAACUGUGACAAAAUGAAAACUAAAAUUGUUCAUGAACUAUUUAAAAUGGACAAAGGCAGAAUUCAUAAAUUGAUGGACAACCCCAGCUCGUCAACUAAGUUUGAAUAUGCCAUAAGCAGUUUGAUAACCGAAUCACAAAAUAGCUUGAAUAAGCAUAUGAGAUCUGUUGCAGAGAAAUCAUUGAGCACCAGUGAAGAUUUCAUCCGUAACGAUAAGAACACAAUUUACGAGGAUACCUUUAUGAAGCAAAUGCAAUAUAUUUUGGACCCUCAAGAUACUGUCUUGUUGGAGGAUAUUAAGCCACUUGUUAUGGAAGAGCUUAGUAAAGUAUUGCAACUAAAUGAGUACGAUCAACCGUUCCAAGUGGCAGAUGAACAUCAGCAGCCACAUUUCCCACCAGUGCAAGAGCAGCAAAUUUAUGAAGACUAUAACCCCAAUCAAAAUUAUGACUACAACCCUAAUCAAAGCUAUCACUACCAAGAUUAUGAAAAUACCUAUUACGAUCAAGUCAACUCUCCAGCUGCUUUUGAAGAUUUUAAUACAUCAAACAGUAAUGUCCAGACACCAUUGCAAUUUUCUCCAGAGCCAGAAGAAAAACCACAACUUUUGUUUGAAAGAAGGUCCAAGAAAAAAAGUGCUGAUAACAGUCUUGAAAGAAGUUAUAGUUCAGAAGAGAGAUCACUGUCAAGAACACACUCAAAAGAUCAUAUUCAACAGGAUGUUAGAGAUUCUAAGGAGAAUUUGCCUACAUUUGCUGAAGAAAGGAGGCCGUCAAGGCGAAGUAGGGAUAGUAGGCACAGUGAGGACAAAAGUAAAGACACGGAACCACAAGUGCCUCUCUUUGAUACAAAUGCAGAACAAUUUUCAGAAGAAGACGAUCCAUUUGCGGAACUUGACAAACAGUACCAUGUUGCAGUUGAUCAUACUUUCAUGGACACUUAUGAAUUAUCAAGCCCACAGCAAACACCAUCUCGCAACACUCCUAAAAACAACUCAACUGACAACAAUUAUUUGACUGACAAAUCCCAAACUCCAACCAAACCUACUGUUAGCAUAAAACAAGAAAUCGACAAUCAGUUGCUUGACAUGGCGAAGUCGCCUAUAAAACUGACAUUUGUUAACAAGAAUGGUUCAGAAGCUGCACAUAAAUCUAGAAAGAGCUCUGUGACAGUUAAAAGAGAACCGUCACCUACUCGAGAAACUUUUGUAAGUAGUGAACCGAAAAUACCGCCGCUUAAACACGGGGGUAAUGCAGAAUCUACAAAAGAAAGUAAAAAAGAGACCGAAAAAUCAGAAAAUACUGAAGUAUCAUCUAAAUCAUCAGUAUCAACUAGUUCGCGCAAAAGAUCAAUAGAUCAAAGACCUUCUCACCGAAAAGAAAAACGCAAGAAAAGCGAAACAUCUCAAUCUGACACUGACCAACAAACAGUAAAUAAGAGUAGUUUAUUUAAUGUUUAUGAUAGUGUAAGUAAAGACAAAAAGCAAUAUUCAGAAACAGCUAAGGUAGUUUCUAAUUUUAAUAUUUCAAAGAAUGACAGUAGCAAAGAAGUCCCCAAAAAAGUUGAUCCUGAGGAUAAGAGUUAUUCUGACAAAUAUGUCAGACGGAAAGAACCACAAAGGAAAAAAGAUGGCGAAGAAAAGAAGAGGCAGCGUUCAAUUUCCUCUAGUCAUUCCAUUGUGAGCCCAAAAGACAGUGCCCAUAGUACACAUGCAAAUAAAUCAGAGUCUAAAAAGAAACUUCAAAGUAUAGACAUGUUCGUUGAACAGCCGCGAAAGCCAGCGUCUGUGCAUCAAGCACAUAGAAACACUGCUUUGUCCCCAAAUACUCCACUCAAGAGCAUAGACUUAAGUAAAUCCAAGCAAACUCCCAAAAAUUACUCCAGCCGAAAGUUUACCCCACAAACUGUGGGGAUACAUGCAAGUGAGAGAGUGCAGUCUGGGCAUAAGAAGUUCCAAGUAAAAGAAACUCAAACCAAUGAAAGCAAGAGUUCUACUUCACGGUUUUGCCAAACUGAAAAGAAAAAGACCCAUGCAAAAGCUGUGCAGACUGAUCAUGUCAAAAUAGAUAAACCAAGCAAAACCACAGAUGCCUUUGAAAGGAUGAAGGAGAUUGAUUUGGAAAUACAGGUUUUGUUGCAAGAAAAGUUUAAACUGUACAGUUCAUUAGAAUCAAAUGCUUCAUGUCCUAACACCAUGCAAGCUACUUUGGGAAUGACAGUAUUGAAUGUACCUAUAACUGAAGAACCAGUGAGUAAUGUAGAUAGCACAAGCACCUCAGAGGAGGAUGCUAUUGUUGAGGACUUCACCAGUAUACCAGUUGAAGAAUUAGAGCAAAUUGCAAUGGAGAGUGUUGAACAUACCAGUAAACAAUCAGAAAAACGGACAAGGCGAAACAAAGUGCUGGCUGAAAGUAGGCAAAGCUCUGCCAGUCCCACUGUCAAGAGGAGUAACCGCAAAGCGAAAACUCCUAACAUUUCCCUCUUAGAACAGAUUAUAACUGACGAUAGACCUAUAGAAGACAUAAUAUCCCUCGACGACUAUGAAAAGACACCAGUGAAGUCGAAAAAGAAAGGAGCGAAGCAGACAGCAAAGAAAAAAGAACCUAAGAGGAACAAACCAAUGUCAAAACAGGUGUUAACCAAUUUGUUAUUAUUCUAUGGUAUAAAAGAGUGUUAUGUUCUUUUAGAACGUAAUGACUUUAGCAUGUACCAAAACAAAACUGAUUAUGAUCAAGAGCUUAGUACUGUUAUCGAAGAGUCUGUAAAUGAAGAGAAAGAAUCUGAGAAAGCAGAAGUGGUGCCUGAGGUACAGGUUGAAGUUGACAGAAAAUCUGAUGUUCACAAAAAUGAGGAAGAUACCGCGGCUUCCGCGGUAGAAACUGUAGUAGUCGAAGAUACUGUUGUAGAAAACGACUUACAGAUAGAUAUGAUGGAUGUUUCGGAAGACAUAAUCAUUGGCGAUAUAUGCGAGGUCAAAUCCGGUGAAGAUAAAGAAGCCGAUAGAAUGGGGAUUGCAAUAAAUGAGGAUAUAAUACUCGACAACAGCCAGGCAACAGUGCCUACGGUGUACGACAGUCCGUUGGAGAGUGUAUGCAGGAUGUAUGACUACUCUACGGACGAAAACCUCCGGCGAGACUCGAUUACCGUCACUGGCCGUGACGCAGUACUCGCUAUAGAACCGAUAGACAACAACUUCAUCGCAGCGUGCCUGGACGGCAACGUGUAUUACUAUAGCAACGACGGCCAGCUGCUGUCUACCCUCAAGGGGUCCAACCUGGCGGUGACGUGUCUGACCAUCGUCAGGGGGAAGUACGAAACCACGGUGUAUACCGGCUCGCUCGACUCCAGGAUACGGUAUUAUGAUUUGGAGACUGGUAUGGAGAAAGGGCCAGAGUGCAAUGUGCUCAGUCCUAUACAGACCAUGGACCGAGCUUGGGACACCAUAUUUGUGGGGACAAGGACAGGGUUUGUCUUGCAGUUUGAAUGUAAGAACAACAUGUUAAUCCCAGUGAGCACCGUCAAAUUCUCCGACCAGUCGAUCCUGGCUCUUCGGGCAAUGAAGGAGGGACCGCGCAAGGUUCUGCUCGUGGCCGCUCGCUUUGAGGACGUGACAGUAAAGGACGCGCAGACCGGUCUAUUGUUGAGGACGCUGGAGGGGCCCAAGAUGACCGUGUACACGCUGCUGUAUGAAGAAGGCAAGGUGUAUUGCGGGACCAGCAGCCAUCAGAUACACGUUUUUGAUUAUACUAGCGGCUCGCACACGGGCAUCCACGAGGGCGGCAAGGGCACCGUGUGCAUCCGCGUCACCGGCGGCCUGCUGUUCGCCGGCUGCUACGACGGCUGCGUCUACAUCUACCGCGACGGCGAGCCGCGCCCGCUGGCCCAGCUGCGCGGGCCCGGCCUCAUGCUGCUGUCGCUGGCCGUGCUGGGCAGCAAGAUUAUCGCGGGAUAUAAAGAUAGGAGUUUGUUCAUAUGGAAGAUUCCACUUAGCAUACUACAAGAAAUGAUUUUAUAAACUAUCUGGGUGUCUUAGAUGAAAUCUCACCUAUUGUUUUGUUACUGUAACUAUUCACCUAUUUUCUAGUAUGUACCUAUCUUGUAAAUAAAGCAGAUGUUUAACAUAUU